AUGGAGAGUGGACUCAGAGUGACCCGGAAAGGACGGAAGCUAGGCUCCAGCCGCCGGCGGCAGAUGCGAGAGCCAGCUGAUGGCCAGGAUGUGCCGGUGGCCCCCGAGCCAGAGUCCUGGUCCUCCCAGUCAGCUGAAGAACUGCAGAGCUUCUUCCAGGACUGCGGUGCCGAGGAGAGGGGCUUUGUCACUCGAGAGGAUCUGGCGGCAGCCAAGUUCAGCUUCCUGAGCAGCGAGGAUGAGCUGGAGAUGAUCUUUGACUGGGUGGAUGUGGAGCGGAAGGGACGCCUCUCCCUUGAAGAGUUCAGCUCCGGGCUCAAGAGCAUCUUUGGCUCCAGCUCGAGCACCCACAGGCUCCAUAGAAAGAGGCCACUGCUCUCCAAGCGAGGAUCUGUAGCCACCAGCUUCCCGGUGGUGGAGGAGGCCAACAGUGAGGAGAAGGAGGCAUUCUUUGCCUUCAUGGAGCAACUAGGAGCCAGCAACUCACUUCCUGAGCAGGCGGAAAUCUGGCAGCUAUGGAGAAAGCUGCGGCAGGAGGAGCCCCAGCUGGCAGGCAACCUAGAGGGCUUUCUGGCCAAGAUGAACAGUCGCCUACAGGAGGCACGGGCCGACAAGGAGGUUCUGGAGCUGGCUCUGAGGAAGAGGGACACUGACCAUCACCGCGAGGUCCAGCAGCUCUACGAGGAGAUGGAGCAGCAGAUACAGCGGGAGAAGCAGCAGCUGCAAGCCGAGAGCGACUCCCGGGGCCUGGCCCUCAGCUCCCAGAUGCAGGAGGUGCUGGAGGCCAAGGAGCGCGAGGUGCAGCGGCUGACCGAGGGCCAGAAGGAGCUGGAGGCCCAGCUCCACCGUCUCAGCAGCACACACCAGGAGGCCAGCUCAGAAAACCGGCAGCUUCGGGAGGCCGAGCAAGACCUGGCUGGGCGGCUGGAAGAGGUUCGGGGCCAGCUGCAGGUGACCCGGGGACACCUGGAUGCCACCAGGGGCCGCGUGUCCUGGCAGAUGGAGGAGGAACCCAGUGUCCCCAGAGCAGGUGAGGAGAAGGCUCUAGACGCUCAGGCAAUCUCCUCCGCGGAGGCUCCCCUGCCUGGACUGUUUGGGGACAACGAUGACUGGGACCAGCUCCUCAGCGGCAUCGGCAGCACCCCCCUCAGUGCCCUGCAGCUCUCCUGGAGCCCGCCCCCAACCCCGAAAGCCUCCUCAGGCCCCCCGACGCCCCGAGUGGUCAGGCAGAUCUCCCUCUCGGAGCCACAUGCUCUUCUGUUUGCUCAGGAGCUCUCUUCAGAUCCAGGGGGCUCUCCAAGGAGCCCCCUUGGGGCACCUUCUGGGACCGAGGAAGAGAAAGGAGCGAACCCAGAUGGGCCGGUCAUGAGCCCUCCAGAGCAGACCGGACAGCCCCCCAGCCCGGAAGCUAAGGAGGAGUCAGGGCUUGGCCCCGGGGUCCACUUCCCCUGGGGUCUCCUGGGGGUCCCAACUGGGGAGUCAGGGAGCCUGGUGGCAGCUGCACUCAAGGUGCUUGUUCCUUUGGAGGAUGGGCCCCCUCCUCAAGUGACCUCGCCCCCUCCCCAGGCCUCAGCUGGGCCCAGCACACAGUUCCAGACCUCACACCUGGAUGAUGAGGGCCCUGGCCCUGGGCCGGCCCCACCCAAGCCGCCCCGGCAGAGAGAGGCCCUCCAUCGGGACCCCCAUUCUGCUGGCUCUGAACCAAGGCUGGGGUCCUCGGGACCCGGAGCCCUCCUGGUGGGGCUGGGUGAGCCCUCCCAGGGCCUGGUGCCUGGGGGUCCGGCUCCCACGGAUGGAUCAGAGUGGGGCAAGUGGAGCCCAGAUGCACAAGAGGGCCAUUCAGGGGAGCUGCAGGAGGCUCGUGGCCGGGUCCCUGGGCUGCCCGCUCUCCUCCCCCAGAGCCUGGAAGAGGAGCCCGGGGCUGAGGAAAGGAAAGCAGUGGACCAGGGAGGGCAGAAGUUCAGGUCAGAGCUGACCGUCGAGGCUCGUGGCCUGAAACCCGAGCACUCAGAACUCCCCCAGCUCGAUCCCCAGCCCGCGCCUCACCCACCUGACGGAACACAAGCUAAGGUUGAAGCAGAAGCCCCGGCUCCCAGGAAACCAUCAAGGGGCUUUCCCCCAAUGGGGGCUCAGCCUGGGGAUGGAGCAGAGCCCCCAGAGCCCACACAAACCCUUCCCACCAGGGCUGAGCUGGAAGCCCAACCCAGGCCCCGGCCUACAACUGCCCACGCAGAAGGAGAACAAGCCCCCUCUAAGUCCAGGGAACCAAGGGCAGAGAACAGGCCUGAAGAUUCAAGAAUGGACUCUGGAGGUCCGGGGCUGACCCCAUUCCCUGGGGACCGCUCGGCCAGCGAACCUUUGGCCAACCCUGAUUACGCCUUCCACGUCAUCUUCCUGGGAGACUCGAACGUGGGCAAAACCUCCUUUCUGCACCUGCUACUCCAGAACAGCUUCGCCACUGGGCUGACAGCAACUGUGGGAGUGGAUUUUCGAGUCAAAAACCUGCUGGUGGACGGCAAGCGCUUUGCACUGCAGCUCUGGGACACAGCUGGCCAGGAGAGGUACCACAGCGUGACACGCCAGCUGCUCCGCAAGGCUGACGGCGUGGUGCUCAUGUACGACGUCACCUCCCAGGAGAGCUUUGUCCACGUGCGCUACUGGCUGGACUGUCUCCAGGAUGCAGAGUCUGACGACGUGGUCAUCCUUCUCUUGGGAAACAAGACGGACCGUGAGGAGGAUCGGCAAGUGUCCACUGAGGCUGGGCAGCAACUGGCCCAGGAGCUGGGGGUCUCCUUUGGAGAGUGCAGCGCUGCUCUGGGUCACAACAUCCUGGAGCCCGUGGUGCACCUGGCCCGGUCCCUCAAGAUGCAAGAAGAGCGCCUGAAGGGCUCACUGGUGGAGGUGGCCCCCGAGAAGCCUCCAAAGAGAGCUGGCUGCUGCUCCUGA
Molecule: messenger RNA, 2946 nt
Organism: Budorcas taxicolor (takin)
Lineage: Eukaryota; Metazoa; Chordata; Mammalia; Artiodactyla; Bovidae
Gene: RAB44
Product: RAB44, member RAS oncogene family
Exons: 13
Coding region: 1-2946 (981 amino acids)
Molecular function (GO): GTPase activity; calcium ion binding; GTP binding
Source: RefSeq, a predicted model, not a curated record